UGCAGGCUUCAUUGAAACGCUGCUCCAGCCUAUCGAAGUCGGUUGUACUAUUAUUAUUGUUAUAUAAAUGAAAAAUGUAUUCAGAGGAGAAUUUGACAGGGUUUAUCACAGAGAGGCUAACGGCUGCUGCUGAAGACAUUUUUGUAGUUUUUAAAAGAACUGUCAUCGAGUACGAGGAGGAGCUCGAGCGUCAACGUAACCUGCUGGAAAACGUCCUGAAACCUCAUGUCAACUUAAACAGAAUAGAUGUGCCACAGCUGCUUGUGUGUAAGGAAGAGGAGCAGCUUUGUAACCAGGAUGGGAACUCCAGUCCAGACCAAGAGGAGUCAGAGCCUCCACAGAUUAAAGAGGAAACCUGCAGAAUUCAGGAAGGAGAGCAACUUGAACCUAAGCAGGAGGCUGAGAUGUUCAUGUUGACCCUUACUCAUGAGGAAGGGGACCACAUUGAACCUGAACUACAACAUGAACUCCAGCUCUUUUCUCACAACUCUCAUGUCGCUGAGAAUCAAGAGCCUACAGGAAGCAAUCACAGACACUUAGAACCCAACCCAUCCAACAUAAUUCACCAAAGCAGUCACAACACUGACAUGUCAGAAAAUAAUUCCCAAGAUCAAACGUCCUUUAAAUGUGACACUUGUGGUGAGUGUUUUAAGAACAAGUCAGCUUUACAGACACAUCAGCGUGUCCACAGAGGUAAAGAAACACAUACUUGCAGGAUUUGUGGGAAAAUGUUCAGUUGGAAGUCAUUAUUAACGGUUCAUGUAAGAAGUCACACAGGUGAGAGGCCAUAUAUUUGUAAAACAUGUGGAAAAGGAUUCCUUCAGAUAUCAGACUUGAAAAAGCACAACAUAAUGCACUCAGGGGAAAAGCCUUUUAUUUGCCCAAUAUGUGGCAAAUCUUGUGGAUUAAAAUCUGACUUGAAAGUCCACAUGAGGACCCACACAGGUGAGAGGCCUUACUCCUGUGACACGUGUGGAAAAAGCUUCUCUCAGCAGUCAGUCUUGAAAAAGCACACUCUAAUACACACAAAUGAAAAGCCAUUUAUGUGCAAAACAUGCGGCAAAUCUUUCAGAGGACAACACGAUUUGAAAGUCCACAUUAGAACCCACACAGGUGAGAGGCCUUACUCCUGCACUACCUGUGGAAAAAGCUUCUCUCGGCAAACACAAUUAAAUGUACAUAAUAGAAUUCAUACAGAUAACAGGUACUUAACUUGCAGUACAUGUGGGAAGAAUUUCAGAAGUAGUGGAGACUUGAAAAAGCAUAUGGAAUGGAUCCACUUAGGUGAGAGACCACACGCGUGCAGCACCUGUGGACAAAGAUUCUAUCAAAACUCAGAGUUAACCAGACACAUUCAAACUCAUGCAAGUGAAAAGCUGUACUCCUGUGACAUCUGUGGGGCAGCAUUCACUAUGAAACUCUAUUUGGAGAGGCACACAAGAUUGAAAAGUUGUAUUCUUGCAAAACAUGUGCCAGGUUAUUUAGAUUCUUUACAGUCAUGACAGUUUGUAUAUGAAGUUUUGACACUGAAAAGGCUGUAGCUUUGCAAGAUCUGCUGGAAAACAACCUGCCAUCUCAACAUUUCAGACAAUCAAACUAAUGAAAUAUCUAUAUAAGCUUCAGCAGCUAAUGCAAAAGGAUGAGGCUCCUUGUGUAUUUGAAGAAGUACACCAGUCAGUUGUAAAAUUUAAUCUUCAAGCAUUACAUAUGAAUAAGUUACUUUUAAAGGCCUUGAAAUGAUGUGAUUCAUGUCUAAAUUGUUUGUCAAAAUUGCACAUUUUUGUAUCUUGUCUUCAAUUGAAUUUAAUUGCACAUGAAGCUAAUGUAACGCAGAGCAAAUUUCAGACUUUGUCUGGGAAUAAAGUUAUCAGUCAAGA
Cheilinus undulatus (humphead wrasse) is the source of this 1877-nucleotide messenger RNA. Its product is annotated as gastrula zinc finger protein XlCGF57.1-like. The record is from RefSeq and is a predicted model, not a curated record. NCBI's taxonomy places the organism in Eukaryota, Metazoa, Chordata, Actinopteri, Labriformes, Labridae. Gene Ontology annotation, biological process: regulation of transcription by RNA polymerase II. The transcript is spliced from 2 exons. Gene Ontology annotation, molecular function: DNA-binding transcription factor activity, RNA polymerase II-specific; RNA polymerase II cis-regulatory region sequence-specific DNA binding. Bases 75 to 1502 code for a protein of 475 amino acids.